Molecule: messenger RNA, 1318 nt
Organism: Cercocebus atys (sooty mangabey)
Lineage: Eukaryota; Metazoa; Chordata; Mammalia; Primates; Cercopithecidae
Gene: ECH1
Product: enoyl CoA hydratase 1, peroxisomal
Exons: 10
Coding region: 50-1126 (358 amino acids)
Cellular component (GO): mitochondrion
Molecular function (GO): delta(3,5)-delta(2,4)-dienoyl-CoA isomerase activity
Source: RefSeq, a predicted model, not a curated record
CUAACUGGUGGGUUACUCGGUCCCAACGCUGUAGACGAAGGCGGCGGCGAUGGCGGCGGGGAUAGUGGCUUCUCGCAGACUCCGCGACCUACUGAGCCGGCGUGAGUCACCGCUUGACUUAUGGUGGUGUAUCGCGCUGUCGUGCUGUUAUAGCAGCUGUAGGACGGGGAAGCCCAUCCGGGGUCACGAAGGACCCGAGUCCCCUAAAUUCAGGGGAUUGACAGCCUCCAACUACUCGGGCGUCGGUAUUAGCCUUCGCCUCACUGGCUCCUCUGCACAAGAGGAAGCCCCAGACCACAGCUAUGAGUCCCUUCGUGUGACAUCUGCGCAGAAACACGUUCUGCAUGUCCAGAUCAACCGGCCCAACAAGAGGAAUGCCAUGAACAAGGCCUUCUGGAGAGAGAUGGUAGAGUGCUUCAACAAGAUUUCGAGAGACGCUGACUGUCGGGCGGUGGUGAUCUCUGGUGCAGGAAAAAUGUUCAGUGCAGGUAUUGACCUGAUGCACCUGGCUUCGGACAUCCUGCAGCCCAAAGGAGAUGAUGUGGCCCGGAACAGCUGGUACCUCCGUGACAUCCUCACUCGAUAUCAGGAGACCUUCAGCGUCAUCGAGAAGUGCCCCAAGCCUGUGAUUGCUGCCAUCCACGGGGGCUGCAUUGGCGGAGGUGUGAACCUCAUCACCGCCUGUGACAUCCGGUACUGUGCCCAGGACGCUUUCUUCCAGGUGAAGGAGGUGGACGUGGGUUUGGCUGCCGAUGUAGGAACACUGCAGCGCCUGCCCAAGGUCAUCGGGAACCAGAGCCUGGUCAACGAGCUGGCCUUCACCGCCCGCAAGAUGAUGGCUGAUGAGGCCCUGGGCUGCGGCCUGGUCAGCCGGGUGUUGCCAGACAAGGAGGUCAUGCUCGAUGCUGCCUUAGCGCUGGCGGCCGAGAUUUCCAGCAAGAGCCCCGUGGCGGUGCAGGGCACCAAGGUCAACCUGCUCUACUCCCGCGACCACUCGGUGGCCGAGAGCCUCAACUACGUGGCGUCCUGGAACAUGAGCAUGCUGCAGACCCAGGACAUCGCCAAGUCGGUCCAAGCCGUGACUGAGAACAAGGAACUGAAAAGCGUCACCUUCUCCAAGCUCUGAGAGCUCUCGCAUCCCGUUCCCCAGCCAGGGGGCUGGCCUUGUCCCACCUCAUCCGCAGAAAGGGAGGAUGGGCGAUGACCGUUGUCUCUAUGCCUUCUCACCCAGUCUCCCAGUUUAUAACUAUAUGACAAUGACUUUCUCAAGCCCAAGGCCUUAUCUUCACCCCACGAACAAUAAAGCAAAGUAAAGAAA